CUUUCAGUAAACUUUGUCGAACUUUGUAGACUAUAUUAAACGAUGUGUCAGAUGCUGCGUCGUGGUUAGUGUCUACAAUAAGUUGCAAUAUCGAUUAAUUAGUGCCUAUACUUUCUCCUUUGCUCAGUCAAACUGGAAGGUGCUCUUGAACGCGGUGGUAUAUAUUUCUCAAUGGACGUCCUAUGUAUCUAGCUUCGCAAGAGCAGCGUUUCACUAGCUAUUCAGUAAAUAAAUGAGAAGUGAUACAAUUGUAAUUUGUGAUUGUGAAGAAAAAUGUGAACAUUGCAGUAGUCAUCACACGACUCCACAGAUUCGUGCAGUCUCACCAAAUCCAGCUGAACUAAUUCGUCCAAUUUAUCAUCACGUUUCGGAAUUUUGUUAUGAUUUUGACUCAGAGGGUAUACUUCGUCACAUUCAUACAGGAGAAACAUUCUCCGUUAAAAUGACUCCAAUGGGUCCUUUAUUAAAGAGACAAGAGAUAAUUCGUGCGAUUUGCACACGUCUUGUUCGCCAGAAAUUGUUCAGCUUAAAUAUGGAGUCAAGUCAAAUACCAAUUCCUGGACAUCCAACAAAAUGUAUGCGAGUUUUACACUCAGCAAACUUUUUCACUCACAGAGGGCCUAUAAUUGUCCUACUUCAAGGUGGAGGUGUUGCUCAAGCGGGUGUAUGGUCUCCACGACUUCUACUACAUCCAGAACAUGGUCUUCGAUCUGGCAGUCAGAUACCUUUAGUACAAAAGGCACAUUCACUUGGUUAUGCUAUCGCUAUUAUCAAUGCUAAUGAACAUGUACCAAGUGAAGCUGAAAUGGACGCGAUGGAAUCAUUUUCUAGUAGUAGUACUUGUCAACCUGUAAUUGAUAUUACAAAUUGUAUGAACAAUAAUAAUAAUGUUGUAAAUGUUCAGUGUAAAUCUGCUGUCAAUGAAAAGUCCAGUUCAUGUAUAUCGAAUCUACCUGCUUGCUUAACUCUAUCCGAUACUUCAAUUGGACUAUUGCCAACAACUAUCAUUGAGAGUAAUUGUGAUCAAUUAUCGGCUCACUUUGAUCAUGCAAAUCCUACAUUCAUUUCAACUUAUGAAUCAUCGUCCAAUUGGCAAGAAUUACAACCGGAGGAUAGACCAUUAUUAUUUCAACCGAAUUCAACACCGUCGUCACCAUUAUCACCGUCAUCAUCAUCGGCUCUCUCCUGGCUAUUAACUGGACCGAAUUCGACUGCCAAUGAUUUGAAUGUACAGAAUGCCUCUGUAUUCAGUGCAAUGCCUAAUUCUAACAUCACAUCAGAAUCCACAUCGAUUACAACAACAACAACAACAGCAACAACUUCUGAUUUGUCAAGUAGUCAUGCCAAAUGUGUGUGCACUAACAACACACCUUCCUCCCCGUCUUCGUCUACUUCGGCCUCGUCUUCUUCUUCUACUGUGACAUCGGUGUCUUUAAAAGCCAAUCACAUAGUGAACAACAACAACAACAAGGAAUUACAGUCGUCGCAAAUGAAUACAUUUCCAGGUCUAUCUGCUCAAAAUCCUGCAAGAAACGCAAUACCGGUCGCAUAUAAUGCAGAUAUUGAUUCAUCAUAUAAAACAACUGCUGCAUUGAAUCCACCUAUCUGUCAACGGCGUACAGACGGUCACUCUUCCACUUCCACUACUUGUAUGAAUCCAGUGAUGAUUAAUAAUAUUUCAACUGCUGCUGUUCCACUACUUCAAGAAGCUAACGGUAAUCAUCUUCCAUUUCCUGGCUCUACUGGUACUUGUGCUUGCGCUUCGUCGUCAUCGUCAAUUGAUGCAACAGCAGCAGCACCGCCAAUCAUCAAUUCAGAUGAAAGUGAUACUACUGAGAAUAAUAAUCAACAUCCUGGAAGCAGUGAAUUUGAUAUGUUGGAUGUUUCCUUAGAAGAUCGUUUAUACGGUAUGUGGCGUCAUAUUAUCCCACAUUGUAAAUCGAAUAAAAUAUUUAUAUGGGCUCAUCAAUUAGCCGCCGAUGCUUUUAUUCAUCCCUUCAAACCAAUGCCUGGUCUAUUUGAUGAAUCAUCUCCGUCACCAUCAUCAUCAACGUCAUCAUCACCAUCAUCAUCGAGCGUUUCUGUUGAUUCAUACGACGAAACAUCUACUAUGGUUAACAAUAAUCAUACUGAUGAUAAUACAAGUAGACAAGUCCAAUCGACUUCAUUUUCUGCUUCUUGUCCACAUAAUAUCCCAAUGAAUUCUGAUACUUCGCAUGACUUACAGAAUGUUAACAGUAUUAAAGUUCGGUGUAAUACUGACUUCCACCAUUUGAGCGGGAAAUUGGAAUCUACAGUUUCUAAUUCAAAAACUUUGAAGUCUACAGUUUCAUUGGCUGAAGAUGAUGAUUCCCCGGCAGGUGUUAAAAGACCUCGUUUGUUCAAUGAAUUAUCAGAAAAUGGCAAUUCCAAUUUUCCGUCGAACAUUCCUGUUGAUGAUAAACCAAUCAGGAGUAAUUAUUCCACCAAUAUUGUUGUGGGUGGUGGUUACAUGAACAGUAGCAGUAGUAGUAGUAGUAGUAAUAAUAACAAAUGUAAUAUACGUUUUACACGAAAACUUUAUUUAUCUGCUGGGCCUGUACUGACGAAUCUGCAUAGAAAUGAUGAAAAUUCUACAAGUAAAGCUUCAAGCUCUGUAGAAACAGGUUUGAACAUCAACACUUCAUCAACACUUGCCAGGAAUAAAUCUCCCCAGUCGAUGAAAAGCAGUCAAACUAAGAGUGUGACACCCGCAGCAGCAGGAGCAGCAUCUGAUGGUGGUGAUGCUAAAGAGAAUCAUUCAGAAGAUUCCACUGGAUGCCUGUGGCGAGACCGACGUAUUUAUGGACCAUGGCGGCAUCAUGUUACACCGCAAGCUGCAAGACGAGCACUUUACGUACCAAUCCUUCUUCCCCCUCGUCCCCCUACUACUUCUACUAAUAAUAGUAGUGAUCCAUGGUCGUAUAAAACCUCAGUUGAGGUGAAAAAACCUAUUAGGAAUAAAUCACCUCUUGUACAGUUACCAGCUCCCAGUGGGAGUAUCUCCGAUGCAAAACAUUUCGCUGAAAAUGGUGGUGUUAUUUCUCAAGAUGUUGGAAUAUGGUCCACUUCCAGUAUAGACGAUAAUGAUGAUGAUGAUAAUGCAAGUGAACUAUUCCGGAUACGUUUAGCCAGAGCAUGGCAACGUAAAGCACGGAGACUGUGGUGUGAAUUAAGAAUUCGUACUAAAGCUGUUGUAUUCACGGAUGCAUCAUGUGCUUUAGAUAUAUCAAGAGAAGGUAUUGGUUGGGGAUUGCAUCUACUAGAAGAAGAAAGUCUUCUUGAUGAAAUUCCAGUGAUAUGUAGAUCUUCGGUGUAUCAAGGAAAGUUACCAGAGAGAGUUAGUCAAUUCAGACGAUGGUUAUCUGAGACUACAGUGAACUUUGUAGCAGCGGAUGUUGAGUUAGGCACUCAAUUGAAUCCAGAAAAUGAUAAUUAUGAUGGUGGUGAUGAUAAUGAACCAAAGUAUGCAAUUCCAAAACUGUCCUCUGGUACAACUGAUAGUGAUCUGAUUCCUGCCACCGUAUUAGACCAUGUGUUCAACUUUUUCCAAUCCAAGCUAGAAGCGCCCCCUUCAUGGUGGUAAUGAAUCGUUGGCAUGAACAUUGAAGAUACCACUUCAUCGGGUGUCUGAAUCCUGUAAAUUAACUAAAUCUCUUCCAGAAUUUCACUUUUAUGCGUUUAUCCAUGUUUGUUUUUAUAAAUAAAUAAGUUCCUCAUCAA
Trichobilharzia szidati is the source of this 3741-nucleotide messenger RNA. NCBI's taxonomy places the organism in Eukaryota, Metazoa, Platyhelminthes, Trematoda, Strigeidida, Schistosomatidae. The record is from the annotation of a GenBank genome assembly.